AAGCGCUUCCCAGUGAUUUAGCGCACAAAAAGCAUUCUCCAUCGACCGAGUCUCCUCAUCCCUUGUUAUUUUUGGCUUUGCCUUUCAUGCUCUCGCCUCCGUUUCACUCACGCGCGCCUCUCGUUUCUCCGUACGCAGCUCGCCAACCGCUUGAUGCCGCAUGCCCCAACCGGCGCUGCCACCGUCGGCGGCGGCCACCGCUGACCCCGAGCCAUCCGGGACCCCGGCAAGGGAGAUGGACGACGAGGACCUCGUGGAGGAGCUCCUCGCCACCGUCAAUUCGGCCCGCGCUUACUCGGAAUUCCGCCGCACGCAGCGAAAGGAAUGCCACAACCUCCUCCGCUGGCUGCAGCUCAUCCUUCCGCUGCUCGAGGAGCUCCGCGACUCCGCGCCCCGGCUCACCGAUGACGCCUACCGCCGCCUCACCCUCCUCGGCCGGGCCUUGUCCGCCGCGCGCCGCCUCCUCCGAUCCUGCAACGACGGCAGCAAAAUCUUUCUGGCGCUGGAGAGCGAGGCCGUGCUGGGGAGGUUCCGCGCUGUGUACGAGAAGAUGAACUCUGCGCUGGAUGGAAUGCCCUACGCGGAGCUCGACAUUUCCGAUGAAGUCACCGAGCAGGUGGAGCUGAUGAACGCUCAGCUGAUGAGAUGCAAGAAGAGAACGGACACGCAAGACAUGGAGUUGUCAAUGGAUCUCAUGGUGAUACUCCAGAACAACAAGGACGAGGAGAGGAAUGCGGACGGGGCAAUAGUGGAUAGGCUGGCCAGCAAGCUGGAGCUGCAGAUGCUGCCGGAUCUGAGGGCGGAGACGGUGGCCAUAAAGAAGCUGAUCAGCGAGCGGAACGGGCAGCAUGCGGACAGCACCAAGCAGAUCAUUGAGCUCCUCCACAAGUUCAAGGCGAUCGCCGGCAUUGACGAGAAGAACGUCCUCGGUGGCGAGGUCUUCGUGACCAAGUCCCUCGACAAGUGCCCCUCGUUGAUGAUCCCGGACGACUUCCUCUGCCCUAUCACGUUGGAGAUCAUGACGGAUCCUGUCAUUGUCGCCAGUGGACAGACGUACGAGAGGAGAAGCAUCCAGAAGUGGCUGGACAGCGGGGAGAGGACAUGCCCGAAGACGCGGCAGCCAUUGGCGCACCUUUCGCUGGCGCCCAACUACGCGCUCAAGAACCUGAUCCUGCAGUGGUGCGACAAGCACAAGGUGGAGCUGCAGAGGAGGGAGCCGGAGCCCGUGGCCGAGCAGGACGGGCACCCGAGAGAGGACAUCCCGUCGCUGGUGGAAGCGCUGUCGUCGAUCCACCCUGAUGUCCAGCGAAAAGCGGCGAAGAAGAUCCGGAUGCUCUCCAAGGAGUCCCCGGAGAACAGGGCUCUCAUUGUUGGCAAUGGCGGCAUCCCCGCCCUGAUCGGCCUGCUGGCCUACCCGGACAAGAAGGUGCAGGAGAACACGGUGACCUCGCUGCUGAACCUGUCCAUUGACCAUGGCAACAAGCUUCUAAUUACCAAGGGGGGCGCCAUCCCGCUCAUCAUCGAGAUCCUCCGGAACGGCAGCGCGGAGGGGCAGGAGAACUCGGCGGCGACGCUUUUCAGCCUGUCCAUGCUCGACGAGAACAAGGCCACGAUCGGGACCCUUGGCGGCAUCGCGCCGCUGGUGGAGCUCCUGACCAACGGCACCGUCCGGGGCAAGAAGGACGCCGCCACGGCUAUCUUCAACCUCAUCCUCAACCAGCAGAACAAGGUCAGGGCCACCCAAGCCGGCAUCGUCCCAGCGCUAAUGAAGGUCAUCGACGACAGGAGCCUUGGAAUGGUCGACGAGGCGCUCUCCAUCUUUCUGCUGCUGUCGUCGCAUCCAACCUGUCUUGGAGAGAUCGGGACAACGCCAUUCGUGGAGAAGCUCGUGCAGCUUAUCAAGGAAGGCACACCCAAGAACAAGGAGUGCGCGCUGUCCGUCCUGCUGGAGCUGGGCUCCAAGAAGCAGACGCUCCUGGUGCACGCGCUCAGGUUCGGCCUCCACGAGCACCUCUCACAGAUCGCCAAGACUGGCACCAGUAGAGCGCAGAGGAAGGCCAACUCUCUGAUUCAGAUAGCAAAAAAGUGCUACUGAAUGUGAGACCCAUUUGUACCUGUCUGUAAUUCAUCUCGUUUUUGAUAGAAAAUUUAUUGAAAAUCCGUGAUCAACCCUAGGGAACCUGUCGCGUGGUGGAUUCACUACCCACACCUCUUGAGGACUUUCACGCCCCUGGGAUAUCACAUUCUCACCACAGGCAACUCAACUCUAUUAAUCACAACUAUAAACUUGGUAGUACAAUUUUUUGGUGA
This is a messenger RNA of Aegilops tauschii subsp. strangulata, 2310 nucleotides long. Its product is annotated as U-box domain-containing protein 15-like. Gene Ontology annotation, molecular function: ubiquitin-protein transferase activity; protein binding. Lineage: Eukaryota; Viridiplantae; Streptophyta; Magnoliopsida; Poales; Poaceae. The record is from RefSeq and is a predicted model, not a curated record. Gene Ontology annotation, biological process: protein ubiquitination; cell surface receptor signaling pathway.